Molecule: messenger RNA, 864 nt
Organism: Sipha flava (yellow sugarcane aphid)
Lineage: Eukaryota; Metazoa; Arthropoda; Insecta; Hemiptera; Aphididae
Product: paired mesoderm homeobox protein 2-like
Exons: 4
Coding region: 1-864 (287 amino acids)
Biological process (GO): regulation of transcription by RNA polymerase II
Molecular function (GO): RNA polymerase II cis-regulatory region sequence-specific DNA binding; DNA-binding transcription factor activity, RNA polymerase II-specific
Source: RefSeq, a predicted model, not a curated record
AUGGAUAUCCAAGACGAAUUAUUAAGAUAUAUUGAAAUUCAACAUCAGCAAUCGUGGCAAACGCUGGAUAAUUUGCAACAAGAAAUUCAACAUACCCAGCAAAAAUUACAAAAUUUGCAACAAGUGCAGUCGCUGGGAAAAUUCACAACAGCAACAACUUGUAGCUAUUCGCAAGAGGAACAAUUUCAGCAGUCGCAACAGGUUCUGGAGAAGCGAUCACAAGAUCAGCCGAUGCUAAUUUUUGACAACAUAGAACCUUCCCAUAAUAUAGAAAAUCCAAAUUAUAUGAAUAUGCGACCCUCAUUGUUUCCAAACACGGUCACAUCAACGGUUCAUUCUCAAAACAUGUGUAACUGUUCAAAAAGAUUGAAAAAAGAGCGGACCACAUAUUCUUCAAAACAAUUGUUUCACUUGGAAGAAAUGUUUAAAGUUGAUCCAAAAUUAAGUACGGCUGAUAAGCGGAAAUUGUCAACAGAGUUGAAGCUUACAGAAAAGAAAAUUAUGACAUGGUUUUCAAACAGACGUGCAAAAGAAAAGAGAUUGAAAAUGUCAUCGAGUAUGGGUUUAAAGAUUUUACAGCCCGGCGAUUCUGCCGUUUCGCAGCCUGGCGGCGGCCCAUCGUGCAGUUAUCUUGCUCCGUCACACAAUGACCGAGUUCAAAUUAUGAACACAGAUUUUGUCUCAACACCGUAUCCCAACAAUGCGUCUACGUCGGGCUCGUACUCCAUGGUUUCCGAAAUAUACCAAAACCAAACCAAUUCGACUCUGGCGCAUCAGUUCGAGGAAGUCUACAUAAACUUAAAGGAGUCAAACGUUUGUCCAAUAUCCGAGCAGUCUUACGAGAAUUACUCAAUCUUGGAAUAG